AAUUCAAGUUCAGUUUGCCAGUUCACUCUUACGGAGUUAUGUAGGUAUUUUAUUUGUGUUAAGUGAUAAGUGUUUAUGUACAACUUGAAGACCAAAGGAUAACGUGAUAAAAUUAAGCAAAGUUUCUUCUUCUUCCUCUUCACCUUCAUCAUCCUCAUCAUUUAUCACCACUUUGUCCUUUCAAUUUAAUAUUAUCAAACAUAUCCAUUCCAUCGGCAUCACAAUCAUCAUCAUCGCCUUCAUCCACUCAAACAAGAGCAUUUCUUGUCUCUUGUUUAUCUCGUGAUACAAACAUUAUUACAAUUAAUACCUAGUAAAGCCCAAAAUAGCAACAAUGAUCCAGUGCAAAGUUAAUCGGAAAUCUUAUUAUCAACAUUGGUCCUUAACUAGACCAUCAUCAAUGUCCAUUGUAUUGUUAUUAACUUUAGUUUUGCCAAUAAUUCAUUGUAAAAUAAGCUUUGAAAAGAUGACCAAUCGAGAUUAUGCUGGAUCAACUUACUUCACAAUGAAAAAUGCAUCUUUAUAUGAAUGUUUGGGUUGGUGUCGCGAAGAAGCUGAUUGUACUUCAGCUUCAUUUUCAUUUGUUGUCAAUCCCUUGGCAUCGAAUCAGGAAACCUCAUGUCGACUACAGAAUGAAACUUUAUCAACCAAAGUAGCUCAAUCAUCCAUAGGACCUCAACAAGGUGCCUCAUCUUCAUCAAGUAACCCACAGAAAGCCAAUAAUGCUUACUUCUUCUCUAAAUUGCAUUUAAGAUCAGAUAAUGUCUGUAAUCGUCUUUGGACUUUUGAACGUUAUCCCAAUCGAGUACUUCGAGGCUUAGAUAAUGCAAUCAUUUACACUUCCAACAAAGAAGCCUGUUUAGCUGCUUGUCUCAACGAGGUUCGCUUCCUUUGCCGUUCAGUUGAAUUCAAUUAUAAAAGCUUAUCAUGCCAUUUAUCUGAAUAUGAUCGUCGAUCUCCUGGUGCCUUUCCUGUUGAUCUUAUUGAAGCUCAAGGAGUUGAUUAUUUUGAAAAUGCUUGUCUUCAAGCUGAUGAUAUCUGUCAAGACCAACAGAUUUAUGAUUAUGCUAAAUUGGGUUUACCAUUGAACAAGAUUGCCUAUUUUGUUGAACAAAAUUAUUAUCCAGACAAAGAGUUACUGGUAAAAUCUCAAAGUGGCUGCAUCCGAGCCUGUGCCAUUGAAAAUGAAUUCAUUUGUCGUUCAAUCCUUUAUCGUCCAAGUUUCAAACAAGGUCAACCCAAUUGUGCUCUUUACCAUCUUGACCAUAAAACUUUUCCCGACGGAUCUGAAACCUUUUCAUCGGCCAAUAGUCCAUUCCCAUUAUUUGAUUCCGGUGACACAAGUUCAGUUUAUCUGGAAGCCUCAUGUACAAAUGAUUCAGUACCGGUUCCUCCACCCCCUCCACCACCUUCUUCAUCCGGUCCAUCGCAUCAACAAACCACAACAUUGAAUGGUAAACCUUCCGUCAUUCCAGCCUCAACACAACCACCAAUUUCAUCUACUCUUCCGGUUCGUGAUGAAACCAAAAUGGAUCCAUCCUGUGAUGCUCUUGGAGUUUGUUAUGAUGUUACUCUCAAGUGCACCGAUACAAGAAUAAUUGUCAAUGUUCGAACUUCAAGGCCUUUCCAUGGACGAAUCUACGCAUUGGGCCGAAGUGAAACUUGCAAUGCUCAUAUUCGCAAUAGUCAACAGUUUCAAUUGGACAUGUCAUUGAUUGGUCAAGAUUGUAAUACUCAGUCAUUGUCUGGUGUAUAUACCAACACAGUAGUCCUUCAACACCACAAUGUAGUUCUCACCAAAGCUGACAAAGUGUAUCAUGUGAGAUGCACUUAUGAAACAACCUCGAGAAAUGUAUCUUUUGGUAUGAUGCCAGUCAGAGAUCCUGAUACCUUACAAAUUACUUCGUCACCUGAAGCUCCAUUACCAAAAAUCUUAAUCUAUGGCUCCGAUGGAAGGGAAGCAUCGACUGUUAGAAUUGGUGACAGAUUAACAUUCAGAAUUCAAAUUCCUGAAAGUACGCCUUAUGGUAUAUUUGCUCGAAGCUGUGUGGCUAUGGCCAAGGAUGCUAGAAGUACCUUUGAGAUUAUUGAUGAUCAUGGAUGUCCUGUUGAUAAUUCCAUUUUCCCAAGCUUUAUGGAGAACGGAAAUGCUUUGGAAAGCAACUACGAAGCCUUCCGUUUCACCGAGUCAUACGGAGUAAUCUUUCAGUGCAACGUUAAAUAUUGUAUUGGCAAAUGUGAACCAGUAAUAUGCACUGCUGGUCGGGAAGAAAUGGCAUCUUGGGGAAGGAAGCGUCGGUCAGCGCAUUAUGAAACAGACGAUGAGAUGACCCUAAGCCGUGAAAUUCUUGUUUUAGAUUUUAAUGAUGCUGAUGCUGCUAGAUCAACAAUGGACCAAUUAAAUGCCAACGAAUCAUUUUAUAAGGAAUCAAUAGCUAAUAUGGAUCGAUGUGCAUCCCGAACUUCCUUGAUGGCUUUAAGUGUAAUAAGUGCUCUUCUUCUAGUGAUGUAUGUCUGUACAGUGGCUUAUUUCACCGCACAUCGACGAAUGAAAUUACCAACAAAAGUUACUCUUCGUUGAUUAGUUAAAUUUUUUUACAUUAAUAUUUACAUAAUUACCGAUGGGUAAACUGAAAGAAAACAAAACCUGCAAACUGUGAAUUUCUUAAUCUUCUAAUCUACCUUCUUAAUUCCUCUCUUCUCCAUUGAUACCUCUCCAUACUAUUUUUGCUCAUCAUUUUCAUCACUCCAAAAAAUCUAACCCACCUUUAUCAUAGUAAUUAUAAAACGUCAAAACUAAAGAACAAACAUUAAAUUAAACAGUAAGAAGAAAGGACAACUAAUGAAAUCAAAUACACUUGUUAGUGUUGGUUUCUUAAACACUCAACUAAACCCACCUAACCUAACAUUCUGUGUUUAAUUUUUGUUUGUAUUUUGACUUUUUUUCUUCCUAUUUUGAGGUGAUGAGAAUGACCUGAUCCCACCGUUUAAAAUGGACAGGUCAUGUGUCGAGAGACAAAUGAUUGUCUUUGUGAUUUAUUGCUUUCUCCCUUUCUCAUCCUUCAUAUGAUGAUGUUUUCAUUUGUCAUCCCUUCUUCCCGUUUUCUUAUUCAAUUCUAUCUUCCUCUAAUUUAUAAUUCAACUUUGGGAAUUUGUCUCGCUAUCUUUCCCUUGAACUUGUCUUUUCUUUUCUUCUUUCAUCUCUUUCACUUCACAUCAUCAGAGGUCAAAAAAUGAAUUAGUUUCUCUCUCAAAAGUUGACUUGGACUUGCAAACAAUUCGUUAUUUGCACUUAUAUUUUGGCCUUAUUCCGAUAUAAAAUAAAUAUUAAACUUAUUUAUCUGACCAAAUAGAACCAGAAAACAAUAUUCUUGCAACAAUCGGAAUUUGACCAAUCAUUCUGAGUUAACUUUUGACCUAGCAACUUUUAAACCUCAAUUCGUUCUAAGUCUGGUCAGUCUUGAUCUUGAUCAUUUAUUACAAAACUAAUUGUUUUCAAAUUUUCUCAAUGUAAACAACUAUGAGUUUGCAAUGUUUUGCAAAACGAGACAGAAAAUGUAAAGCUUAUUUUUAUUAUUUCAAAUGAAUGAGCAGAAAAUGAUCAUUAUCCAGAUUUGACCUGAUACUUGAUUAAAUCUAAUUGAAUUGGUACUUAUGACUGUCCAAUCAACUGGCUGUAAAACAUUAUUGUUCAUCAAAAUUAAUUUAUUGAAAUAAAAUUGUAUAUGCAUAUUGAACUCAA
Tetranychus urticae (two-spotted spider mite) is the source of this 3742-nucleotide messenger RNA. RefSeq names its product trynity (gene tyn). The record is from RefSeq and is a predicted model, not a curated record. Gene Ontology annotation, biological process: anatomical structure morphogenesis. NCBI's taxonomy places the organism in Eukaryota, Metazoa, Arthropoda, Arachnida, Trombidiformes, Tetranychidae.